Notechis scutatus (mainland tiger snake) is the source of this 1460-nucleotide messenger RNA. Lineage: Eukaryota; Metazoa; Chordata; Lepidosauria; Squamata; Elapidae. The record is from RefSeq and is a predicted model, not a curated record.
CCCAAACGCUGUUCUGCUGUGUGUGAGAGAGAGAGCAUCUCUAACUGCAUGUUCUUUUAUUUAUUGGUUCUGUGAAAAGAACAAAAAGACCGAAGGAAGGUCUCUUUUGUCUACCUGUUUUUUGAAAUCAGACAUUUUUAAACUAUAGCACAUUGUGGUGGAACCAGCCACGCUCUCCAGAUGCCCAAUCCAGCCGCCCAUCUACCUUUCUACUUUGGCAGCAUCUCCCGGUCAGAUGCCGAGGAUCACCUCAAACUGGCAGGGAUGUCGGAUGGGCUAUUCUUGCUGCGACAGUGCCUUCGCAAUCUUGGCGGCUAUGUCCUCUCUAUGGUGCACAAACUCCAGUUCCACCAUUACUCCAUCGAGCGUCAGAUGAAUGGGACCUUUGCCAUCUCUGGAGGGAAAGCGCACUGUGGCCCCGAAGAGCUCUGCGAAUUUUAUUCCAAGGAUGCAGACGGACUUUGCUGUCCUUUGAAGAAACCUUGCAACCGUCCUAAUGGCCUGGAACCCCAGCUGGGGAUUUUUGAUAACAUCCGGGAGAAUAUGGUCCGCGAAUACGUCCGGCAAACGUGGAACUUAGAGGGAGAAAAUCUUGAAGUAGCAAUCAUAAGCCAAGCACCUCAAGUGGAGAAACUUCUGGCCACCACUGCUCAUGAGAAAAUGCCUUGGUACCAUGGCCCCAUCUCCCGAGAGCAAGCUGAGAGCCGGCUCUACUCAGGAGCACAGCCUGAUGGGAAAUUCUUGUUGAGACAAAAGAAAGAACAAGGAAGCUACGCCCUCUCCCUUGUAUACGGAAAGACUGUUUAUCACUAUCGAAUAGUACAAGGAAAAUCAGGGAAAUACUCUGUAGAAGAUGGAACCAAAUUUGAUACACUGUGGCAGCUGGUUGAGUAUCUCAAACUCAAACCUGAUGGCCUUAUCUAUUAUCUGAAGGAAAGCACCCCAAAUCCUGAAAUGCAAUCAGCAGCUGACACUAAACCGGUUCGCUGUGAUGACUUUCUGGUCGUCUGUUUGGCCCACCUGCCCGCCAAGACCACUGGGAAGUGGCCACUGAAGUGGUAUGCGCCAGAAUGCAUCCUGUUUCGGAAGUUUUCAAGCAAGAGUGAUGUCUGGAGUUAUGGCGUGACGAUGUGGGAGGCUUUCUCUUAUGGCCAGAAACCCUACAAGAGAAUGAAAGGACCCGAAGUCAUGGCGUUCCUCGAAGAAGGGAAGCGUAUGGAAUGUCCAUCCAGCUGUCCAGAAGAGAUGUACAAGUUGAUGAACCUAUGUUGGACUUACAAAUGGGAAGACCGCCCAAACUUUGCUGCUGUGGAGACACUGAUCCGCACGUAUUACUACAGCAUCGUUGACAAGAAGGAAGAGAAGUUGUAGGGAAGAAAUGUGAUGGACUCAUGAAAAUGGUUGGAAGGCACAUGUGCCCAUCGCCUCUUGCCAGCUUCAGCAUUUCUGAAAGGAUGAUG